CCACACUCCAGCAGCAUCCCGCGGAGCCAUCCGCGCGAAUCGCGCUGCCUCGGCUUAAUGAUGCGACGGCUGCCUGGCUAGCGCUCAUCAUGGCGUGGCUUUGUCAUCCUCGUCUGUUUCAGUUACCGGCCACCCGCAUCCGCACGCUCAGCGUGACUCCGUUUCCAUGAAGGAGAGGAAUGUCAGCUCGUUCUGAACGCCUGCGCUCACCCGCCAGUCUUCUAACAUGCAUUUUACACGGAAAUCGAAGAAGAUCCACACGGAAGGAGAGCAAUUAGUUUUGGUCCCAAUUAGCCAAGAUGCUACUUGUCUCUCCCCCAAAAGUGAAGAAGAGGGUAUGGGAGCCGGGAUAUGCUCAAGGAGAUCAAAUAAGCGCAUUCCCAGGACGUGUAAUAUAAGGCCAACUUGUUCGUCCACGGGCUACGAGAAGGCGGAGGAUGAGAUGUCCGGUACCACGUCCCAAGCAGACCUGACCGACGCAGCAGCACGAACUAUUUACCUGAAUCAUGCCCAGCAGACAAAGUUCUGCGAUAACCACGUCAGUACUGCCAAGUAUGGAGUCCUCACUUUCUUCCCACGCUUUCUAUACGAACAGAUCAGAAGGGCUGCCAAUGCUUUUUUCCUCUUUAUUGCCUUAUUACAGCAAAUUCCAGAUGUGUCUCCUACAGGAAGGUAUACAACCUUGGUGCCAUUGCUCUUUAUCCUUACAAUAGCAGGGAUCAAAGAAAUAAUUGAAGACUAUAAAAGACACAAAGCAGAUAAUACAGUCAAUAAAAAGAAAACAACAGUUUUAAGAAAUGGUGUUUGGCAAAACAUUAUAUGGAAGCAGGUUGCGGUUGGAGACAUUGUGAAGGUCACCAAUGGGCAGCAUCUUCCAGCUGACAUGGUCAUUAUAUCCUCCAGUGAGCCACAAGCAAUGUGCUAUAUAGAGACAUCAAAUCUAGAUGGGGAAACAAAUCUAAAAAUACGUCAGGGUUUAUCUUUAACUGCAAAUUUUCUGUCACCUGAAGACCUAAUGACUCUCACUGGAAAACUAGAAUGUGAAGGCCCCAAUCGGCAUCUGUAUGAUUUUACUGGGACACUGCACUUAGAAAAUCAUAGUCCUACCCCACUUGGGCCUGACCAAGUGUUACUUCGAGGUGCUCAACUAAGGAAUACUCAGUGGGUACUUGGAGCUGUUGUUUACACAGGACAUGACACUAAACUCAUGCAGAACUCGACUAAAGCACCAUUAAAGCGGUCAAAUGUCGAGAGAGUAACUAACAUACAGAUCCUGGUCUUAUUCUGUAUUCUUCUUGUCAUGGCACUUGUCAGCUCUGUGGGAGCAGCCAUCUGGAACAGACAGCACACAGAAGUGGACUGGUACCUUUCCAGAGCUGCUGAUAUCUCCAACAACUUUUGGUACAACCUAUUGACAUUCAUUAUUCUGUACAACAACUUGAUUCCCAUCAGCUUAUUAGUGACUUUGGAAGUUGUGCGGUUUACUCAGGCUCUUUUCAUUAAUUGGGAUACAGAAAUGUACUUUUCAGAAACAGACACUCCAGCUAUGGCCCGGACAUCAAAUCUGAAUGAAGAACUUGGGCAGGUGAAGUAUCUGUUUUCUGAUAAAACUGGUACCCUUACAUGUAAUGUUAUGCAUUUUAAGAAAUGCACCAUCGCAGGAAUUGCUUAUGGCCAUUUUCCUGAUCUAGAAUCUGAGCGCUCAAUGGAUGAUUUCAGCAAUCUUCCAUCCAGCAGUCACAUUUCUUCUGAAUUUGAAGAUUCAUCACUAAUUGAAAAUAUUGAGUCAAAUCAUCCUACAGCACCUCAGAUAUGGGAAUUUCUCACAAUGAUGGCUGUGUGUCACACAGUAGUACCUGAGAAAGAUGGGGAUCAAAUCAUCUAUCAAGCUUCUUCUCCAGAUGAAGGUGCUUUAGUUAAAGGAGCCAAGGGGCUUGGUUUUGUAUUCACUGGACGAACUCCUCAUUCUGUUAUUAUUGAUGCGAGAGGAGGAGAACAGAGCUUUGAACUACUUAAUGUGCUGGAAUUUUCAAGCAACCGCAAAAGAAUGUCUGUUAUUGUCAAAACACCAACAGGAAAGCUGCGCCUUUACUGUAAGGGAGCUGAUAAUGUUAUAAUGGAACGGCUUGCUGAAAAUUGUCAAUUUAAAGAUGAAACUUUAAACCACCUUGAGCAAUUUGCUACAGAAGGUCUAAGAACAUUGUGUUUUGCAUAUGUCGAUCUUAAUGAGACUGACUAUCAAAACUGGUUAGAUGAAUAUAAUACAGCAAGCACUGUUUUAAAGAGAGAGCUCAGAAAACUGGAAGAAUGCUAUGAGCUCAUUGAAAAGAAUCUUUUCCUUCUUGGAGCUACGGCUAUUGAGGAUCGUCUUCAGUCUGGUGUUCCAGAAACUGUAGCAACACUAAUGAGGGCUGACAUAAAAAUCUGGAUUUUGACUGGUGACAAACAAGAAACUGCCAUUAAUAUAGGAUAUUCCUGCAGACUGGUAUCUCAUGGUAUGUCUCUGAUGAUCAUCAAUGAGGAUUCCUUAGACGCUACAAGAGCAACUUUAACACACCACUGUGCUUCCCUGGGGGAUUCCCUGGGUAAAGAGAAUGAGCUGGCACUCAUCAUAGAUGGACAGACCCUGAAAUAUGCCCUUUCUUUUGAAGUCCGCCAGUCUUUCCUUGACUUAGCACUGUCUUGUAAAGCGGUGAUCUGUUGCAGGGUGUCACCUCUGCAGAAGUCUGAGAUUGUGGAUAUGGUGAAGAAGCAUGUUAAUGCCAUCACACUGGCAAUUGGAGAUGGUGCCAAUGACGUGGGCAUGAUCCAGACUGCUCAUGUGGGUGUGGGAAUCAGUGGAAAUGAAGGCAUGCAGGCAACAAAUUCCUCAGAUUACUCCAUAGCACAGUUUUCCUAUCUAGAAAAACUAUUAUUAGUUCAUGGGGCGUGGAGCUACAACCGUGUCACCAAGUGCAUUCUAUACUGUUUCUACAAAAAUGUGGUUCUCUACAUUAUUGAGCUUUGGUUUGCAUUUGUUAAUGGAUUUUCUGGCCAGAUUCUGUUUGAGAGAUGGUGCAUAGGGCUGUACAAUGUGAUUUUCACUGCCUUGCCACCAUUCACUUUGGGCAUUUUUGAUCGACCAUGUAGUCAGAAGAGUAUGCUGAGGUUUCCACAACUGUACAGAAUUACCCAGAAUGCCGAUGGAUUCAACACAAAGGUUUUCUGGGGUCAUUGCAUCAAUGCCUUGAUCCACUCCAUCAUUCUCUUCUGGUUUCCACUAAAAGCCCUGGAACACGAUUCAGUCUUUGAUAAUGGCCAUGCAACAGAUUAUUUAUUUGUUGGAAAUAUAGUCUAUACAUACGUUGUAGUGACGGUCUGCUUGAAAGCUGGCUUAGAAACAACAGCGUGGACAAGGUAUAGCCACUUGGCAGUAUGGGGAAGCAUGAUUCUGUGGAUCGUAUUCUUUGGAGUCUAUUCUGCCAUUUGGCCCACGAUUCCAAUUGCACCAGAUAUGCUUGGACAGGCAGGGAUGGUAAUGAGAUGCUGGAGCUUCUGGCUCGGCUUAUUACUGGUGCCAGCUGCAUGCUUAAUCAAAGAUUUGGCGUGGACCGCAGGGAGACAUACCUGCCGGAAAACUCUGCUUGAAGAAGUGCAAGAGCUUGAGGCUAGAGCUGUGGAUCCAGGUGCAGCUGUCCUCAGAGAUGCCAAUGGAAGAAGCCUCAAUGAACGAGCUCACCUGCUGACCCGUGUGUUUAAAAAAACAUCUUCAAACUUGGCACGCGCCAACUCUGUCCAGCAGACGGUAUCACAUGGAUAUGCCUUUUCCCAAGAGGAGCACGGUGUAGUUUCUCAGUCUCAAGUUGUCCGAUCAUAUGACACAACCAGACAGAGAUCUGAAAUGGAAUAACAAACCAAUAAGCUUACCCGAGCAUGAACUGCACCAAGUUCGUUUUGAAUGGUUAGAAUAAAAUAUGCUCAAGAAAGAAGAAAAGCAUACAGAAAUAAAUGAUGGCUUUUAUUAUUUUAGAAACUUAUAAACGCCAAACAAAGACUAGAUUGCCUACUUCUGUGGCCUUAGCCAAAAUAUGGAAUCUUUAUUAAACUUGUGACUCAAACCUGA
Messenger RNA from Erpetoichthys calabaricus (reedfish), 4102 nucleotides. RefSeq names its product ATPase phospholipid transporting 8A2 (gene atp8a2). The record is from RefSeq and is a predicted model, not a curated record. Gene Ontology annotation, cellular component: plasma membrane. The transcript has 38 exons. Gene Ontology annotation, molecular function: ATP binding; ATP hydrolysis activity; ATPase-coupled intramembrane lipid carrier activity. Gene Ontology annotation, biological process: phospholipid translocation; neuron development. The coding region runs from base 227 to 3889 and encodes 1220 amino acids. Lineage: Eukaryota; Metazoa; Chordata; Cladistia; Polypteriformes; Polypteridae.